This is a messenger RNA of Candidula unifasciata, 1227 nucleotides long. The record is from the annotation of a GenBank genome assembly. NCBI's taxonomy places the organism in Eukaryota, Metazoa, Mollusca, Gastropoda, Stylommatophora, Geomitridae.
AUGGCCGGUUCUUUCUUCUCUGGUGCCAUCUUCAAUAAGAUUAACACUCGGCUGCUUUUCUUCUCUGCAUUAUCCGGACUGGGAGUCGCUUCGAUUGUCGCCCCAUACUGCAGCAUGUAUCCUCUGAUGAUCUUCAUUGAAGUAAUAAUUGGCUUCUUUGCUGGAACCAUUGAAGUCUCUGGAAACACCUGGCAUAUGAGCAUAUGGGGAAGUGAAGGGAACGUCUUGAUGCAGAUUUUACAAUUUUCAUUUGCCUUUGGUGGAGUGUUAGCUCCCUUGUACACAGAACCUUUUCUUGCCAAACGAAAAAUACAAAAUGAAACUGACACAGACAAUGUGACAACUGGAAACCUUUCCGACUUAUAUCUUCUUCCUGAUUCUCGAUCAACAGACGUGCACUACGCGUAUCUGAUAACGGGUUUGUUCAUGAUCUGUGCAAGUAUACCGUUUCUUGUUUUGUUUUUCAAGCAGCGUUCGCCAAACACCCAAAGCAUUGGGAAACAAAAUGACAAUACGAUAGUUACUUACAGGAAACUUCCACUAUGUUUGCACAUAUUUAUACUCAUGACUAUUUGUCUGUUUUUCUUGCUGUAUUGCUGCAUUGAGACGUCGUUUUCAUCUUUUCUGAUGGCUUUUCUUAUCAAUGAGUUUGAGUCGAUGACAAAAUCAGAAGGUGUAUACAUAACUACUAUAUACUGGAUGUCAUUCGCAAUAUCCCGUUUUAUUAUGAUCUUUAUAUCAAAACUGUUAUCGUCAGUGCAGCUGUUAUCCCUAUGUAUACUGCUGAUGAGUGUAGCAUUUGUUGGCUUUUUUAUUAGUGUAGUAUUUGAAGUAGUUGUGGCUGUCGGUGUGUUCACGGCCCUGGCAGGUCUGGGCAUGUCAGGAGUCUACGCUGCAGGGUUUUCGUGGACAGAAACGGAGUUACUCAAAGUCACAUCUCGAGUAUCUGCAAGUAUUGGCAUUAUUGCGGCCAUCGGAUCUAUUGUUAUUCCUUUAAUUAUAGGGUUUCUAAUGGAUGAAGUUAGCAACAUGUGGUUCUGUUAUUUAUUACUUGGUCAAACAGUUGUUAUGUUUCUCAUUUUUAUUUUUCUAUUCUUUUUUAUAAGACGUUUUAUAAUCAUUGUGUAUGGCCCGAUGAGCUUGUUAGAACAUUGCGUAGAAAACGACAGCAAACAGUUGGGGACAGAACUUUCAAAAGAUGACUAUAAGACAAUAAAGAAUAUCUAA